CAGUAGGGCAGCGCUCUCCCCGGCACAUGCAGAGCGCACAUGUAGCGUGGCUUUACUGAACACAUACCACGGUCGAAUAAGCGCAUCAAACUCCCCUCAGCCCCAGAUCCCCGCCAAUGAAAAUGCACAAAACCGUUAAAGGGAGAGAGGGAGAGAAAGGACUCCGCGAGAUACAAAGACUGAGCCAAAUCCCACACAAACACACAAAACAAGUUGAGCGAACGGAAAGGCGGUCACAUUUCCUACUUACCUGCAAACGUGAUCGAUGUGGGUGUUUGUAUCAGUGGGUGUGUAUGCCAAGUCUGACACUCAGCUCACGGAUGUGCUGACUGUACUUUCUUGGAAUUCAUGAGAAGUGUUUAAUCUUUGCUCGUGCAACAUCACACACGCUCGAGCCGAGGCGCAGUAUCCAGCGCGCAGAAGGCAUCCAGGUAUCUUUGAGGAGACCAGUUUGUCUAACUCGCGUCAGACCACAGCUGAGCACCGAGAGAGACACCUGCCUGCAGUUUGCUGGGGAAACUUUACGUGCACUGGACACAUUUCCAUCACCGCUUCCCAUUUUUUGCGCAUGGAGCAGGUGUUUUACGCAAAGCUGUUUUUUGACUUUCUCACUUGUCUUCAAAAGACUUUUGCUCCGGUCUAGUGACAUUCACGGACGUCUAUCUUCAAGUCUGUUUAAACUGAUCGACAUCAACAAGAGACAUGGAUAACAGCCCUGGAGGUGGAGUCAUCCUGUAUGCAGGCUCCUCCGGCAGUUCCAGUCCCAGCCCUGGCAGCCCCUCCAGUGGGUACCAGACACAGUCACCCUCUUCACACUCCCAGCCCUCCUCUCCAGAGGAGGUUACCUUCACAGAGAUUGGGGCGUUGAAACAGCGGACAGGCGGGUGCACCACGCCAUCCUCCAAACUGGUGUUCCAGUUCCCAGAUGUCUACUCUGGCCCCUCAGCAGCGGCCACUCCGCAGCAUACCUAUUCACACCCCAUCGCAGGAAAGAGGCCGUGUGGGUUCUCAGGAACAUUCACAAAGACAGGUGGAAUGGUCCUGCUUUGCAAAGUCUGUGGGGACAUCGCAUCUGGUUUCCACUACGGAGUGCAUGCAUGUGAGGGUUGCAAGGGUUUUUUCCGCCGCAGCAUCCAGCAGAACAUCAACUACAAGAUGUGUGUAAAGAACGAGAACUGUCUGAUUAUGCGCAUGAACCGCAACCGGUGCCAGCACUGCCGCUUCAAGAAAUGCCUCUCCGUUGGCAUGUCAAGAGAUGCUGUGCGUUUUGGCCGCAUUCCUAAGAGAGAGAAGCAGCGACUUCUGGAUGAGAUGCAGAGCUACAUGAACAGCCUAAAUGAGUCAGCUGCCAUGGAAAUGGACUCAUCUUCAGUGAGGGACACUCCCUCCACCCCCGAAGAAGGCAGCUCAAAAGAGGCCAUUGGGGCCAUCUCCAGAGCCUACCGCGAUAUCUUCACCAGCAGCAGCAGCAACCGCAGCAGCAGCCAGGAGAGAGCAGCCAAGAGGGUUAACAUGACCUCCACCACCAACAACAACACAUCUCCCUUUUCUCAGGAUGCCAAUUUCCACCAAGUCUCCUCUCACCCCACAUCUGCCCAGAGUUAUCAGUCUUGCCCUGUUGCAUCUGCCACUCAAUGCCCAGUUGCCCCUAAUGACAACCAACAUACAUUCCACAAUGUGGACAACAACCGCUACACCUACUUAGUGUCAACUAAUCAGAAUCAUGAUGCAACACGUCAAAAGGGCAGCUCUGUCAAUCAUAACAAUUUUCGCAACGCAGGAAGUACCGAAAAUCAGCCCUCCUGCCCAUGGAAGUUAGCUCCAGGAGCUAAAGUGCUGGCCUGUCCUCUCAAUGCAUGGCCUGUAUCAGGGGCAGAGCGCUCAAGUCAAGAGAUAUGGGAAUCCUUCUCUCAGUGUUUCACUCCUGCUGUUAAGGAGGUGGUCGAGUUUGCUAAAGGCAUCCCAGGAUUUCAAGAGCUUAGCCAACAAGACCAGGUCAUGCUGCUCAAAUCAGGCACCUUUCAGGUUCUGAUGGUGAGGUUCUGCACCUUGUUUAAUGCUCAGGAGCGUACAGUGACCUUCCUAAAUGGCCAAACUUACCCCCUGUCCACCCUGCGGGUCUUGGGUAUGGGCUCUCUGCUGGACGCAAUGUUUGAGUUCAGUGAGAAGCUGGGCUCCCUGGGGCUAGAGCCUGAUGAAAUGGCCCUCUUUAUGGCGGUGGUGCUGGUUUCUGCAGAUCGUUCCGGCAUCUCGGACAUGCGGGCUGUGGAGCAGCUACAGGAGGGUCUGAUCCGUGCUCUACGAUCACUGAUCACCCGCCGGCGCCCAGAUGACACCACCCUCUUUCCCAAACUUCUCCUGCGUCUGCCGGACCUGCGCACCCUCAACAAUCUGCACUCUGACAAACUGUUGGCCUUUCGCAUCGACCCUUGAGUGCACUGCUUGUUCACAGAGCACAAAGACACAAACUGUUUUACAAGGAAAUAUACAGUACACCCCCCCACACACACAAACACACACACAAACACAGAGAUAUUAUCUUCCAAGGGCAGGACUUCCUUCAGAAUUGAGGAACAAGGAGUUGUGCAAUCUGAGGAGUGUUUUUCAAAAGGAUAAAUGAGGCCAGUAGCGAACAUAUUUCUGAUUCGUUAUUGAUCUUCAUGCAAUGUUUUGGGACAAAGAAACAUACACACACAAACUCAUGUAUACACAUUAACCUCAACACCUCUUAAGAGACAUUGUUCCAGUAAAAUAAUUAUUGUGUAGACUUACUAUUACCCUUUUGGACAAAUCAUGUGUGCACUUGCUCAUUAUAUCCAGUGUACUUAAGAAUAAAAGCCAGUUCACUUCUGUUUAUUCCUUAACUCGUACAGUAUCAACAGGCGAUCACUAAGCAGCAAGCUGAAAGACGGAUAUCUUAGCUCCAAACCAUUAUUACUUAGGGACCAUUAGUGAUGAUUGACUAUGUGUCAGUUUGUGUUUAAGAGAAAGGGAACCUGUAUAUAAUACAUAGCGGAAUCUGAAAUAUUAAGGUAACUGUGUAUCACUGUUUCACAAACAUACCAUCUGCAUUAGUACUGGAAUGAGAUCACCAUUUUAAUGUGUCACUUGUACACAAUAGGAUGCAUUCUGUCUUACUGUUUUUGACUGAUCUUCCAGAGAACAUUUGGUACACCAAUGGCAUUUUAUAUUAUUUCACAAAAACAUUGUGUCUGUGUCACUAUAUUGUAUCACAUCUGGACUGAUGGAGACACUCCAUGCAUGUUGGAUUUUGUAGUUCCUUUGUUUAUUUUUGUUGCUGUAAAUAUUAUGUUACCCCAAUGUCUAUGUAUCAAUGACUGAUUAAUGGAUCGGAUGGAUGAGUUCGGUGUAAAGAAGAAUGUACUGAGCUUCCUGUAUUAGGUGGGGGUUUGGUCAUGCCAAAGGGGGCUUUGCACAGGAGAAUAUGUAGAAGGGAUUUUCAGAUGGUUUAGACACACUUCCUGCUAUCAGAUGACGUAACCAACCAGCAUAAUUCCUGAAAUCACCAGCACUCACUCCACAUGCACCCUUCCUCUGCCCCCAAUGUUUGUCAUACAAACACAAGAGAUAUUUUUGGGUGAGAGAUCUUAUUUGAUUGGUCCUCUCACUGUUUGCUUGUUUGAUUAUGGCUGAUUGAGGACAUCUUGUACAUUUUGUAAAUCUUUAUUCCUAAAUAGAAAUGAUAUAAAGUUCAAAUUAUGUAUAA
Morone saxatilis (striped sea-bass) is the source of this 3727-nucleotide messenger RNA. It is a transcript of the gene nr1d4a, whose product is annotated as nuclear receptor subfamily 1, group D, member 4a. Bases 703 to 2433 code for a protein of 576 amino acids. Gene Ontology annotation, molecular function: zinc ion binding; nuclear receptor activity; RNA polymerase II cis-regulatory region sequence-specific DNA binding. Gene Ontology annotation, biological process: negative regulation of transcription by RNA polymerase II; positive regulation of transcription by RNA polymerase II; hormone-mediated signaling pathway. The transcript has 8 exons. Lineage: Eukaryota; Metazoa; Chordata; Actinopteri; Moronidae. The record is from RefSeq and is a predicted model, not a curated record.